UCUUCCUCAGGAGGAGCUGCCGCCGCCUCCUCCAGGUAGCUGUACAGGCAACACUACUUCCUUCUUCCAGAAUCCUGAUUCCCUAAAUCCUCUCCUGUCGGGACACCUGAGAUGCCCCGUUAACAUUUCGGUGUGACCCUUUCAAAUUCUGAGAUGAACGGGAAGUGGACAGUGAAACGAUUUCUUCUUUUAUCGUUUUCAGUCUCCCACUUGUUAUUUGAAGGAAGUCAGAGUCGACUUUCAGUGGCAGAGGGAAGAUCACAGAGGAGGGCUAAUGCACUUCGGAGGAAACGGGAUCUCCUUGGGGAGGAGACAUAUAGGCCACUGCUGUCAGAAAGUACACUGUCUCGCAGCAUUUUGCACAACUACACAACCAGGGAUGAAUCUUCGGAAUAUUGUGGCUGUCUUAAUGGAGGUUGGUGUCAGGAGGACGGUGUGUGCGACUGUUCCCAGUUUCAGGCACUGGGAGACCGCUGCCAGAUCAUAUCUAACCAGGGUCAGGACAGAGAUGGAAUCUGCAGGUCGUGGGGUCAGCACCACUUUGAAACGUUUGAUGGUAUCUACUUCUACUUCCCUGGAACCUGCUCUUAUAUAUUGGCUCAGGACUGCCACUCAGCUACACCUGAGUACACAGUGUGGAUUCACAACAGCAGAGCAUGCGAGGGGAGUGAGUAUUCAUGUCCAAGAGCUCUUAGUUUGUUCUUCCCAAACGAGGAGGAGAUCCAUAUCUCUGGAUAUCAGGUCCACCAGGGAGGUCGCAGGCUAAGUUUGCCUCAGACUGUAGGUGGGGUGUUUAUUGAGCGACUGGCUGAUUACCUGCUUGUGAAGAGCGUGUUUGGCUUCUCUCUGGCCUGGGAUGGAAGCUCAGGUGUUUACCUGAAGAUGAGCGAAGAACACCAAGGCACUCCUUGUGGCCUGUGUGGGAACUUCAAUCACAUCGCUGGCGAUGACUUAACCACUGCUCGCGGCAUCCGAACAGAUGAGCCUGCAGUGUUUGCUAACAGCUGGACGGUGGACCUCCCCCACGAGAGAGCUUGUCCCUCCGUCGAUCUGGACUUCAGUGGUCCUUGCCAUUCUGAAUCAGACAUGGAUGAUGCAAUCGAGAAAUGCAGCGCCCUUCUUUUCUUUCCAUUUCUAUCCUGCCAUGAAAACAUUGACCCCAAUCCUUUUGUGGCUAGCUGUGUAUCUGACCUCUGUGUGUCUGAUGAUGAGGAAACCUUCUGCCGGGCUUUAGUUGAAUACACCAGAGCCUGCUCCCAUGUUGGAUAUCCUGUAAGAGAGUGGAGAGACAGCUUCCCAUCUUGUAAUGACGGCUGUGAGGAGAGUUUUGUGUACAGGGACUGUAUUAGUUGUUGUCCUCCCACUUGUACAUUUGAGAAAGAGUGUCUAGGAACCAACCUACACUGUCUGGAUGGUUGUUACUGCCCUGAUGGGCUUAUCUUACAGAAUGGAACAUGCAUUCCUGCCUCUCAGUGUCCCUGUGUUUAUCAUGGGACAUCAUAUGUGCAAGGGCAAGUGCUUCAGCAGGGCUGCAGUAUCUGUGUUUGCAUGGGGGGAGUGUGGAAUUGCACAGAGAAUGCCUGUGCAGCCGAGUGUUCAGUGGUAGGAGACGUGUUUGUGACAACGUUUGAUGGCAGGAUGUUUCUCCAACCGGGGGCGUGUCAGUAUGUGCUGGCAAAGAGCCGAGGCAGCAGCAAAUUCACCGUCACCCUGCAGUAUGCCACCUGUGAAGAGCAGCAGAUUUGUAUUCAGUCAGUGACCGUAGUGUUGGAUGAAGACGUUGGCCAUCAAAUCACACUGACAAGAGAGGGAGAGGUGAUAAUUGGUAUCAACCCAGCUCCCGCCCUGCCCUAUGUUGAAGAUACAGUGGAGGUGCACAGACUGACCUCUGUGUUCACACAGCUGAAAGCGACAAUUGGUUUACGCCUCCAUUAUGAUGGUCAAGGGGGACGUGUGUAUUUGCAGCUUGGCAGCCAGUGGCAUGGACAAACGUUGGGACUUUGUGGAACUUUUAAUGGAAACCUAAGAGACGAUUUCCUGUCUCCAGCGGGAAUGAUAGAAGGUACCCCUCAGUUACAUGCCAAUGCUUGGAAAGUGUCUUCUGCUUGCAUAGCUCCAGUUAAUCUCCCCAUUAUGGACCCAUGUGAGAUGAACCAGCACAACGCAUACUAUGCAUCCCAGUGUGAUGUGCUUUUGGGGGCGGUCUUUGCUCCAUGUCACGGCUACAUCAGUCCAAACCUUUACCAGCAGCAAUGCCGCUACCAGGCCUGUCGCUGUGGCAGCAGCUGUCUGUGCACUGCACUGGCUCACUACACCUACCUCUGCUCCAAACAUGGAGUCGACAUCAAUUUUAGGUCACAAGUCUCCGAGUGCGGAGUUGUAUGCCUUGGAGGAAUGCUGUACCACUCAUGCGUGUCGUCCUGCGGCCGAUCCUGUCGUAGCCUUGCCAACACUGAGACCUGCAACCCGGCUGACUGUGCAGAGGGCUGCGGAUGUCCAGAUGACCGUUACUAUGACGAAGUGCGCAGGCGCUGUGUGCAGUUGUCGCAAUGUCAUUGCUACUCCAUGGGCAGUGUGUUGCAGCCAGGGGAAGUAAUCUUCAGUGCAUCUGGCCCUUGCCUGUGCAGAAAUGGAAGGAUGGAGUGUGAACCAGAAGAAAAAGAACCAGAUAGCACAGAGGUAGGAGAGUGUCCAGAGGGAAAAGUGUAUCACAGCUGCACUGAGCCAAGAGGAGGUGUGGCUUGUGCACCGACCUGCCGUAACCUGAUGUUGAACCUCACCUGCCCACCUAACACACCAUGCAUACCAGGCUGUGUCUGUCCUCCAGGGCUUGUGCUGCACCAGGGCGAGUGUUACUAUCCAGAAAACUGCCCCUGUUCAUGGCUUGGGCUGGAAUACCUGCCUGGCCAAGUUGUGGAAACAUCUUGCUAUAGAUGUGUGUGUCAUCGGGGCUAUUUCAACUGCAGCUACUCACCAUGUCCAGCUGUGUGUACUGUAUACAGCGACAGACACUAUCACACCUUUGAUGGCCUUGAAUACGACUACCAAACUGACUGCCAGGUCUACCUGCUUAAGAGUGCUGGAGAAACCGAAGUGUCUAUUGUGGCCCAAAACAAGGACUGCUAUGAGAGCGGCAUUGUGUGCAUGAAAAUACUGGUUAUUCACGUGGGACUUACCAAGAUCUACUUCACCGACAACUCUGGCAACCCUAGUCCUGCUACUGUUGUGGGUCGGGGUUCAGAGUUUGAGCUUUGGAAGGCGGGUUACUACACCGUAGUCCACUUCUCCAGUCAAGAUUUGACUAUCCUCUGGGAUCGUAAGACGACUGUGCAUAUCAGGGCUGGACCUCACUGGAAGGGUCUUCUCAGUGGCCUAUGUGGAAAUUUCGACAGUGUGACAGUGAACGAUAUGACCACAUCCAGCCAAAUGGAAGUCAAUAACGCACAGACAUUUGGAAAGAGCUGGGCCCUGGGACAGUGUGAAAGUGACUACAUAGUUGAGCGACCAUGUGAAAGGGACUUAGGGAGACAGCCGUACGCUAAGAGGGAGUGUGCUCUCCUCUACAGUGAUGUCUUUGCACCCUGUCACAAUGUGGUUGAUGUGGCCUGGUUUUAUAGGAACUGCCUGACAGACACUUGCAGCUGUAACCGUGGGGGAGACUGUGAGUGUCUCUGUACGUCCAUUGCUGCAUAUGCACACAAAUGCUGUCAACUGGGGGUCGUGAUACACUGGAGGUCUCCCUCUGUGUGCCCCUAUGAUUGUGAAUACUAUAAUCAAGAGCUUGGAGAUGGCCCAUUUUCCAUGGUGAGUGCUGCCUUUAAUGACACCUUGUUUGGAGUGAAUCGUACCAGCAGCUCAGUGUUUCCACUUAUAAGAGAGAGACCAGGACAGUUGCCAGUUCCAGGCAUUCUGUUCAACUUUAUGAUCACUGCAGGCUUGUGGAGGAACAGGACAUCACGUGUUCCUGUGGUUUCUCUGGAAUCUGCAGAGAGGCCAAACUACUUUCUCACAGUAUCAGGUCGCAGCCGUCUUCAGUUGGAGCAGUGGAGUCGAGGACCAGAAUUUGGUCGCAGAGCCACCUUCAUCCAGCACCAGGGGCUGUUUCUACCUGGAUACACCUCAUUUGAACUGGUCAGCCACCCUGGAACCUUUCUGACGCUCACACAUGGAGCAGCUCGGGCCCAGAAAUACAGCACCUCAGAGGGCUUCAAGGCCAGCAGCAGCUUCACACUAGAGGACAGUCCUUUUAUAAUACCAUACCGCAUGAUGUGUGAGUGGCGUUAUCAGGCUUGUGCGAGUCCCUGCGUCCACACAUGCAGUGAUCCAGACGCAACACGCUGCCAGUUCCUGCCUCCUGUGGAAGGCUGCUUCCCUCGUUGUCCUAAGAACAUGGUGCUGGAUGAAGUCACAAGACGCUGUGUCUACACAAAGGACUGUGUUACCUUUCCCUCAACUCCGACACCCUUUGCGUAUGUAACUCGUUCCAACCGAACCACUACACCACCAGCAACCCCGACCUCAACUCCUGCAAGAGCAACAACAACCUCCUCCACUACUGUUAGUCCUACAACACCUGCCCCCACCACCACCUCAACAACUGUUCCCACCACAACAUUAACCACUGAACCAGUCACUACUCUGCUUACAUCUCCAACUGUAUCACCAUCUCCUUCUACAACCACUGCUGCUUCGACUACACCUGAGACUUCAACCUUGAGUACAACUAUAAUGACUCCCAUUCCAACCACAGAGUCUCCCACCACAGUGCCUACUACAGCCCCUCCUGUCACUCCUAAGGUUACCACGCCAACUACUCCUCCUCUGACCACCCUGCCACCUACGACCACGGUCAUCACAACUGUCCCCACCACAACUUUACCUGAAACCACCACCACACACACAACUACUCUACAACCAAACGAGACAACCCCCACAGCGAUUUUCAUCCAAGUGGAAACAACCACAGUGCUUCCUUCUACUGAGCCGCCCACUGUUCCCAGAACAGAGAUAAACACAAGCCCUGACAGGUCCCUUGUAACAGAAGAAGUAUCAACCAGGGCUCCAUGGCCCACUGGUCCAUGCACACCCCCAUUCUCCUUUCGUAUUGAUGAGUGUGCUGAGCUCAUUUGUUUUAAUGGAGAGCUGCUCUUUCACAACUCCUCUCUUCACUGCCGCUACAACACGGCCCCACCUCAGUGCAGUCUGCUGGGCCUGCCGAUCCUCAUCAACACAGACCCCUGCUGUCCUCUGUGGCAAUGCCCAUGUCGCUGCACUUUGAUGUCAGACCUGCGCAUAAUCACAUUUGAUGGUAAUAACGUGGCCUUGUAUGACAAUGGCUCAUACAUCUUAGUGAGUCUGCCAAGAGAGACUAUUAUUGCCACGGUGGAUAAAUGUCCAACCAGUCAGAGUGUAAACUCCAUCAGAAGACCUAGUCCUACAGGUGGAACAUCUGGUCUUUGUUUUAAGAAGCUGAACAUCACUACUUCCAACUACAGAGUCAUCAUCAACAGACUUGAUCGCAAGGUGACGGUGAACUACAGACCUGCGAAGCUCCCAUUCUCACGUCAGUCCCUUUACGUGGAAGAUACAGGGAGCAUGUACCUAAUCCACACACCUGGCAGCAUCAGUAUACAGUGGUAUCAUAGCACAGGGAUUAUGGUGCUGCAGUACAACGCUCCUAGUCAUGAAUUUGUGCCCACUCGUGGCCUUUGUGGUUGCUGUGACGGGAAUCCAGAAGAUGACCUGAAACUGCCGAAUGGCACGGUGGUCAGGGAGGUAGGAGACAUGAUGCUCUUUCUGCAGGCGUGGAGAGUCCAAUUGACGGAUGAGACCGAACACACACGCAGGGUUGGAGACAACUGCACCACAGGGGACUGCUCCACCUGCCUCUCUAUGCUUAGCCAAAGAGCCUUCACACCAUGUCAUAGCAAGGUGCCUCCAGAGCAGUUCUGUGACAUCAUGUGGGCGGGAGAUCUGCAUUACAAGCAUCACCAGUGUGAUUUUCUGGCAGCUUACGUAGCAGUUUGCUACACACAUCAAGUCUGCAUCAGCUGGAGACGACACAAUUUCUGUCCAUUACGUUGUCCGCCUGGUAAAGAGUAUCAGCCCUGUGUGAGCACCUGCAACAGCCGCACUUGUCUGAACAAAGACUACUAUGAGGAAACCACCUGCUCUUUCAUCAGGGAGGAAUGUGUGUGUCGCAGUGGAACCAUCCUGCACCGAGCUGACUCCCCCUACUGUGUCACAGAAGAUCAAUGUGUCUGCACAGACAACGAUGGUAACCCUCGGGCUCCUGGCGAGGUGUGGAAUGGAUCUGCUCGAAGCUGCUGUCUGUACAAGUGUAUGGAGAAUGGAUCUGUGGUGGCUGUUGAACCAGACUGCAGUGCAGUCCCAACACCGCUUUGUGAGAGGGAGGGGGAGUAUGUGCUGGAUGUCCUGGAGGAAGGAUCCUGUUGCCCCAAGAAGAUCUGUGAAUGCAACAUGACCAUAUGUGACAGUGAAGCUCCGCCUUGUGAUAAUGGAAACAGGCUGGUCAUUGGUUACAGCGCUCUGUCCUGCUGCCCAGAGUAUCGAUGUGAGUGUGACCCCAUGGCAUGCCCUCCUGUCUUUGCUCCUGACUGCAGGGAAGAUCAGUUCCUCAUUGAAGUCAGGGGUCAGAAAUCCUGCUGCUACUCUUAUCUUUGUGUGUGUGAGUCAUGCAUUGAGCCCAUUCCAACUUGCUCUCAUGGAGAAAUUCUGGCUGUCAAUCCAAACUCCACCAACAGCUGUUGUCCUCAGUACCAUUGUGUGUGUGAUGUUAAUCAAUGCCCUAAAUCAACCCUGACCUGUGCACCUGGUCUCUCUUUGGUUGAAACUGCUGCUCCCGAUGACUGCUGUCCCCAGCAUCACUGUGAAUGUCAAUGUGAGGACCAUGCUCUCCCUAUAUGUCAACUGGGGGAGAUGCUCGUUGAAGUUCCAGAGAGCAGCUCCAGCUGUGGAUGCCCUCAGUAUACAUGCCAGAAGGCUGAAGUGUGUAUUUUCCAAGGAGUUACAGUUCUGGGUCCAGGCCAGUCCCUGGUACAGUAUUUUGAAGGAGAACUGUGCUACACUGUUCAGUGUCUCCCUUACAAAGACCCACAAACAGGCUUCUAUGCAAUGGAUAUAACUUCGGUUAACUGUUCCCAAAAGUGUGGAUCACAUCAGGUGCACGUCCCUUCUACGGACCCUCAGGUGUGCUGUGGCUCCUGUAAAAACAUCUCUUGUACAUUUACCAACGAAAAUGGGACAGCAGAGCUUUUCACUGCAGGGAGCUCCUGGGUGGAAAACUGUACACGUUACGACUGCAUUGAGACGGCAGUUGGGGCAGUGAUCCUUGCAUCUGGUGUCAUCUGCCCUCCAUUUAAUGAUUCAGAAUGUAUUCAGAGUGGGGGCGUAGUUCAGAGCUAUGUAGACGGCUGCUGCAAGACAUGUUCUGGAGUGGGUGUUUUACCGUUUACAGUUAAACCCAUAACACCCACUGGUAGUACUAACUGUGACACAGGUAAAGAGGAUGGGAAGACAUGCAAGCGUGUGGCCAUCCGGACCACCAUUAGAAAAGACGACUGCAGGAGCAAUGCACCAGUUACAGUUUAUUCAUGUGACGGUAAAUGCCCUUCUGCCACCAUAUUCAACUUUAACAUCAACAGUCACGCAAGAUUCUGUAAGUGUUGCCGUGAGAGUGGACUACAAACCCGGACCAUCUCACUGUACUGCUCUCGCAAUGCCAGCAUGGUGGACUACAGUUUCCAGGAGCCGCUGGAUUGUUCUUGUCAGUGGAACUAGAAAUAUGAAUAAGAUCAUAAUAAAUUAGAAGAAUACAAUCACAUGAGGGGUCUACGGGGAGUGCACUUGGAUGAUUAUUGCAAAAUUGGUCAAGCAUGAAAAAACAGCCAUGUUCUUUUUUUCUUAUUUGUAUUUUUAUAUAAUUUACAUUAUAAUCGCUUUGACAGAAAAUACUGAAGUAGAUGACACUUUAAAUAGUUUUGUCUGAACUUUAUCUGCCUAAGAUCUGCUGUGCCAACCCUGUCAGCUUCCUAGUGCUUCCAGCUGAUGGUAUCUUUAAGUCAUAUUACUGUUCUGUAUAUAAAUGGCUGAUUUAAACAGCAGUUUCUGCUUUUUAUGUAUGAAAUAUAUAAAUAGCGUUCAGACUAUAAAUUGGCAUUUGGGUUGCAUUAUCUGAUAAAGGAAGUUUUUUUGGAUAAAAUCCCUAGGAAAAUUAGAUAUUUUCUUUGUUUUAGAUAAUU
Messenger RNA from Cyprinodon tularosa, 8261 nucleotides. It is a transcript of the gene otogl, whose product is annotated as otogelin-like. Gene Ontology annotation, cellular component: extracellular matrix. The transcript has 58 exons. The record is from RefSeq and is a predicted model, not a curated record. Gene Ontology annotation, molecular function: protein binding; alpha-L-arabinofuranosidase activity. Gene Ontology annotation, biological process: L-arabinose metabolic process. NCBI's taxonomy places the organism in Eukaryota, Metazoa, Chordata, Actinopteri, Cyprinodontiformes, Cyprinodontidae. The coding region runs from base 154 to 7800 and encodes 2548 amino acids.